AUGCAGGCGCCCCCAGCGCUUGCCGUUUACAAAGAGGCGCCCUCUUUGGGUGGCAGUGUUGGGCUUCUGGCAGGACAGAUUCUAGGGCUGGCGGUGUUGUUGCCGCCCUUUGCAUGCCUGCUGCCCUUUUCCAUGUUGGGCCGCAUCCUCUUCGGUCCGGACCCCACGUCACCGAGAAUCUCCCUUGUGUGGCUCCUGAUGCGCCGGGCCCUCUUCGACCCAGUGGUCAGAAACGAGCGGGGAAUUGUAACCCGGGCCCGAACCGCCCUGAGCAUCCUGAUGAUCUCCAUGCGGUCCCACUCACUUUGGGCCUGCUGCUGGUAUCUGGAUGAACUCUACGGCUGCUUUGGGGGCUGGAAAUCGCAACAGGUCACACGACCCGUUUUCCUCAUCUCCAACGCAAGGACUGGGUCGAGUGAGUUUGGCGAGAGGCUCUGCACAGCCGGAAAGCACCUCAUUGGGCCAAACUCGCUGCAGUGCCUCAUGCCCUAUACUUGGGUUUGGCGACUUGCACGCGGCGUCUUCCGCGAGGCCAAGGAAGAGGACAUUGCAGUGAAAAUGCGCGAAGGAUAUCAGAAGAAGUUCCCUGAAAUGUUCAAGCGCCACCCCCUGCAACCUUUUUCUCCGGACACCUUCGAAGUCGCCCAAAACAUGACCUCCCUCACCUUCGGCUACCUGAACCUGCUCGCCGGGCCCAACGUCCCUCCUUACGGGGCCGACCCCGACAAGGCGCACCUCGCCUCCGACGUGAGGCAACUCUGCCGCUGCGUGGAUGCCCUUCUGAAGAAAACUCUGCACUUCUACGGGCGAAAGGAGCGGCCCUUUCUAAAGGGGCACUUCAUCCACGCGGCUGAGACGCUUGCAGCACAGUACCCUGGUGCCCUCUUCGUCGACGUGGUGCGGGAGAUUGAGCCGAUGCUCCGCUCACAAAUCAACUUCGUCCAUGUGCUUCCCUGUUGGGAGGAGCUCGGGGUGCAGAGCGUGCCGUGGGCGUGGCUCCGGGACCACCUCCUCCGUGCAAACAUCGACUACUGUCAACAAGAGAUAGCCUUCUUCAAGGAAUCCGUCCUGCGAGAAAGGCGAAUCGUUCUGAGGUUCGAGGACUGCGUGAAGGAUCCUACUGGCUCCCUGCAGCAAGUGUUCGAAGCCGCUGGAAUCGAGGUACUGCCGGAAGAGCUCUCGCAAGCAGCAACACGGAGUGCAGGUGCCAAGAGCGACAGGAACUAUGACAUCGAUGUCUCUUUGGAUCAGCUCCAGAUCCCUGCAGGGUACCUCGCGAGCACCUUCAAUGAAUGGAGGCAGAAGAUGGACAAGGACUCUUAA
Molecule: messenger RNA, 1323 nt
Organism: Symbiodinium natans
Lineage: Eukaryota; Dinophyceae; Suessiales; Symbiodiniaceae
Source: the annotation of a GenBank genome assembly